Apis cerana (Asiatic honeybee) is the source of this 2148-nucleotide messenger RNA. RefSeq names its product sodium-independent sulfate anion transporter. Gene Ontology annotation, cellular component: membrane. The record is from RefSeq and is a predicted model, not a curated record. Gene Ontology annotation, biological process: transmembrane transport. NCBI's taxonomy places the organism in Eukaryota, Metazoa, Arthropoda, Insecta, Hymenoptera, Apidae.
UAUAACUUCUCAGAGUAGCAAUGGCAUUUAUUAUAAUCGACGACGUUAUCGAAUGGUUGUGUUUUGUGUCGAGCUCAUGUUUCUUUAUCAUAAAUAACUUCUUUUUGUAUCAUAAUUAUAUUCGAGAACAACAAGAAAUUUGAAUAUUUAUUUUUCAUUCUUUUAGAGUAUUUUUGAAAGUAUUUUUUAUUUAUCAAAAUUAUAUUAUCAAAAUUUAUUUGUAAAUAUUAAAUAUCACUCUAAUAAUAAUAUGUAUAUAAAUGUUAUUUAAAAUUGUAAAUGCGUUAUAGAAGAAUAAUAAAUUAUUGCAUUUAGUGUUUCACGUAAAAAUAAUUUUAAAUAUGUUGAAUAAGGCGAAGGACACGUUUUAUAAGAAAAUGUCUCAAUGUAAUAAAAAAUCUUGUUAUGGAUAUAUCAAACGAAGAUUACCAAUUUUAUCAUGGACAAAGGACUACAAAUUCACAUGGUUAGCACAAGAUGCAUUAGCCGGCUUAACGGUUGGCCUUACAGCUAUUCCACAAGGUAUUGCUUACGCUAUCGUUGCUAACUUAAGUCCCGAGUAUGGAUUGUAUGCAUCUUUCAUGGCCUCAUUCGUAUACAUUGUUUUUGGUUCCUGUAAAAGUAUUACUAUUGGACCAACUGCUAUUAUGGCAACGAUGGUGCAACCUUUGGUAUCAAAGUACGGUCCAGAUAUGGCUGUAUUGCUUUCGUUUUUAAAGGGCUGUAUGAUAGCAAUACUUGGAUUACUUCAUUUGGGUUUUCUGUUGGAUUUCAUUUCGUUACCCGUGAUUACGGGUUUCACUGCGGCUGCGUCCAUUAAUAUAGCUGCUUCACAAAUUAAACCAUUGUUAGGUAUCCCUGGUAGAAGUGAAGACUUGGUAGAUGCAUUAAUCUCAGUAUUCUCGAAUCUUAAUGACAUUCGCUAUCAAGACACGUCGCUAGGUGUUGCAACAAUAAUAAUUUUGGUUUUAUUAAAGAAUUUACCAGGGCGUCGAAUUGGUAGCUGGCCACAGAAAAUUGCUUGGGCUGUUACUCUUGCACGUAAUGCAUUAGUGGUUAUCAUAGGUACUGUGAUUGCCUAUAUUUUUUAUAUAAACAAUGAAGAACCUUUCAAGCUAACUGGAUCGAUGGGUAAUGGAUUACCACAGAUUGGUUUACCACAUUUCUCAAUAUCAGAUGGAAAUCGUACAUACGAUUUUCUUGAAACAACAGCUGCUAUGGGAACAACACUUUUCUCUGUUCCGAUUGUAUCUACGAUUGAGCAUAUGGCGAUAGCAAAAGCUUUUGCAAUGGGAAAGUCUUUGGAUGCAACACAGGAAAUGUUCGCGUUAGGUUUGUGCAAUAUGUUUGGUUCAUUUGUUCGAUCAAUGCCAAUUACAGGUUCUUUUACAAGAACGGCUGUUAAUCAUUCGUCCGGAGUUAAAACAACUUUGGGAGGCUUAUUUACAGGCUGUCUUGUUUUACUCGCUUCUAGUUUAUUAACAUCCACUUUUCGUUUUAUUCCUAAAGCCACUUUAGCUGGUGUUAUAAUGUGUUCUAUGUAUUAUAUGCUUGACUUCAAAACGUAUGCAUUAAUAUGGCGUGCUAAAAAAAUUGAUUUUCUACUGAUGUUGAUUACAUUAUUAUUUUGUGUUUUUUAUAAAUUAGAAUGGGGAAUCAUUAUUGGUAUAGUUUUAAAUCUACUAAUAUUAUUAUAUUUCUCUGCUCGACCUUCCGUCCAUACCGAAAUCGAACAGAUAGAAGACAAAAUCGCGAUUCGUAUUAUUCCCGAAGAAAGUAUUACAUUCCCAGCAGCAGAAUAUUUUAGAGCUAACAUAAUGCAACUUUCAGAAGAAAACUCGCUUAAUGUUGUACUUGAUUGUAAGAAUGUAAAAAGGAUCGAUGUAACGGUUGCAAAGAAUCUUAAAUUAUUAUCCAACGAUCUACGACUUCGAGGACAAAAUAUUGUCUGUGAAAAUUGUCCAGAUAAUAUUGGAAAUAUAUUAAAAAUUGUUGCUCCAGACCUUUGAAUAUAUAUAUACAAAUUUAUAAACUAACAUACAAACUAAUCUAUGCAAUCAUGAUUUUUAUUUAUUUUAUAAAUAUAAUGUAAUGGAUGAUUAUAAAUAUUAUAAAUGUUUAUAAAAAAUUAUAUUAUUUAUGAUUAUA